Messenger RNA from Ctenopharyngodon idella (grass carp), 2623 nucleotides. RefSeq lists its product as uncharacterized. The record is from RefSeq and is a predicted model, not a curated record. The coding region runs from base 118 to 1935 and encodes 605 amino acids. The transcript has 11 exons. NCBI's taxonomy places the organism in Eukaryota, Metazoa, Chordata, Actinopteri, Cypriniformes, Xenocyprididae.
UUAUAAAAAAAAAAAAAAAAAAAAAAAAUUAUUGAUUAUUUUGUUUUUAUACUAUACAUUAUUUCAAUAGGUCGCUACAAUGUCAGCUUGCCAACCUUCACAUGCUCAACAUGCCAUAUGAGCAGAACGACCAGCAUCCCACAACUGAUCAAGUCUGGUUACUGGCCUGCCACAGCAAGCUGUGAAACACUGUAUAAAAUUGAUGUGUUUGUGUCAUAUGACCACAUGAAAUUGACUGCUCCUGGACUUUCUAGACAGUCCUUCAUCAGUUUAUUGGAACAGCGGACGGAGUUCUUUGGCCGAGAUGGAAAGAUCUGCACAGAUGCUUUUCAAAGAAGUUUUUUCGAAUGGAGAUACUGCCAGUUCGAAAUUGAUCAGCUCUGUGGACUGAAAGUGUUUGACUGUCCAGCCUGUUCUCCAUUUAUGCUUGCUGUGUCAGUAGAUGGUAACAGGAAAUUGUAUCGCUUCAAAAGAGGGGCUGAAGAUCAUGGUCUGUUCAAGGGUGUCUUUGUCUGUGAGGAUGAAGAUGUUUCCAAGUUCGUGGACUACAUUAAUAAGAAGACAAAGCACUCCGCUGGAAAAGGUGUCUGUGGAUCGAGUCAGUGGACUGCAGCACGGGAGUCCAUCCCAAAGAAAAUCAGCAAGCUGGAUGAGGAGGGGAUGGAGGUGGCUGUCUGUCGGCAUGGUGUGCUGCUGAGAAGUCUGAACAUGAUGAGGGGGGAAAUAUUUGCAUAUCCUUUGUUUCUCCAAAAGGAGCUGACUCCAAGGAAUGUUCAGUUCAUGUGCACUGACGUAAUAUGCAAGUACUGGCCAUACCUGCAGAGAGUUGUUAAUGAUUGUCCAGAGCUUUCUCCUCUCCUGCACAUGAAGCCAUUCCUGUCAGUGAUGCAUGCAAAGGCCCACUCUUGGAAAUGUGAGAUUAAGUGGGGUGGCCGAAACCAAGAAGGAGCAGGCACCACCUUGGGUGAAGAGGUGGAACAAGUAAACAGCUUCUUGUCGAGAACUGCUAUAUGCAGUAAAUACAUGACCAAAGGAGCUAGGACAGACAUGAUUACUAUCCAGGCCAUGGCAUGGAAUCAACGCAAAAUUGACAACCUUGCAAACGUGCUGUCCCGAAGAUUAAUAAAGACAAAAGCACAAAUUCAGGAGGAGUCCCUAAACCUUGAUGCACUAAAGACAGAGUUUGAAGUAACCGAUGACACGCUUAAAGACUGGACCAGUGAAAUCCAGCAGUGGGCUGAUACAGCAACAAGUAAGGAGAAUGCAAGCAGUCAACAGGGACUCCAGAAGACAAUUGAGACUCUUUAUGUGAGCAUCAGGCAGAGGAAGCGAGAUCUUUACCGUCAAACAGAUGGAAACAAAAGAAGACACAAACUCCGUAGAAAAAUUUUGGAGGAAAAGGCCAAAUUUAGUGCAGCUGUAGAUGAGUACAACAGGGAAGCACCUGAAAAGCUGCAGUCAGCUGACACAGUUCUGGCAUCUGAGAGCUAUGCAUGGCCAUGGGUACUGGAUGAGCGUGAUAAUCUUGUCACCAAAAAAAGGGCCUUUGACCAACUGAUGCUGCUGAAGCGCCUUACCGAAGAGGAGUGCAUUGUCCUGAAUGAAAUCAGGAAUCACUGGAAAAGCCUCAAAAAGGAUCUAUCUCUUCUAAAUGACCUUUCAUGUCAUGUUGCUGUUGAUAUAAAAAAGAACAAACAGGACUCUGGACUUUCCAAAAGUGGAAUUCUGGGACUUCACGCUCUACUACAGAAAAAACUAUGCUACCUAAAAAGUCACAUCUCCUCGGUUCAGCAACUGUAUGGUAGUGUCCUAGACAAUUGUGAGGUGUGUGAGAAACUGCAAGAUGAUGAUUACCUUGACAUGGAUGAGGAUUAUAUCCAGUAUGGUUCAGAGGAUGAGGAGGAGGAUGAAGAUGAAGUUUCAUUUGAAAUUUAAAAACUUUGUAAAUCAUUACUGUGGAAAAACUGAGCAACAUACACUAAUUUAUGAUACUCAUUUAAUUUCCAUUAAAUCUUAGCUGUCUAUAUUACUUGAUAAAACACUGACAAGGUGUUGUGUAAAUGUGUAAUCCUACUGUUAAAUUUCAUAAUUUACAUGGUAAAAAUUACACUGUAAAACAUUACUUGCACUAUUAUUUAUUGUAAAAUAGCUUCUUGAUGUAACAAACCUGUAAUAUUCAUGACUAUCUGUACAUUGUUUUACCAAAAUGUACCAAAUUCAUAACAAAUUCAGACAGAGAACCUGCCAACCAAUUUUAUUGUUUUCAGUAUGAGUGUGCUGAAGAUUUUAUGUAAUGGGGUAGAUGUUUGAAAAUGCAUGUACUGUAUGUGUUUGCAGUGACCUGUCCAAUAAAUGUGCUAAACUGCUUUGCUCUAGAGCUGAUAUGUAACUAAAAUGCCUACCUAGGUCCUUUUUCAUCCUUGCCCUAAUAGACUGAUUGACAACUGGUUAAUCUGAUUUAUAGCCCAUUUCAGGUGAGUACUAUUGGAUCUGUGUGUAAUGAUUCAAACUCAGGAUCUUAUUUCAGGCUUAAGACUGUUUUCAGAAGCUUACAUGUGCCACAUCUUUUUAAAAGCCUAAAAACAGCUCAAACAUGCAGUUUAUUCCAAGCCUUGUCUGUGAA